Molecule: messenger RNA, 1733 nt
Organism: Schizophyllum commune H4-8
Lineage: Eukaryota; Fungi; Basidiomycota; Agaricomycetes; Agaricales; Schizophyllaceae
Exons: 2
Coding region: 169-1488 (439 amino acids)
Source: RefSeq, a predicted model, not a curated record
AUGCCCUUUGCUCUUCCAUAACAUGGCCUUCCAUUAACGAUGGAAUGGAAGCAUCCGGCGACACAAUGGGCUUACCGUUCUUGGCGACAAUAGAUAACUGCGGUACUUAUACACGCGCACUGCUCGGGAUCCUGUCGAGCUGCCUACCUUCGUCCGUGAGCUGGGAUCAUGGACCUCCUUUCGACAUCUCGCCGCGCGUUUCGCCGUGCUGCUCAGAAGCUUGAAUGCAUGAUGCCACAGGAGUUUCACGAAAAUAUCUUCGGGGGUGGAGACUCGAACCGUGUACGAAAUCGUGGCGGCUCGAGCUGGCUCUCGGACCGCUCCUUCCACACAUCUGACUCAAUUUACGGAUCCUCUACUUGGCGAUCCGCCGCGGGUUCUUUGCUGUCGAUGCUUCCAUUGACCUCCCAAUUACGAAAGAGACGCCAUUCUCUCGCGAAGCCGGGCACUGUCAACGUGCCACCCAUCAAUCGCCUGCCCACCGAGGUGCUCUGCUUCAUAUUCAUCAUUUGUGCAGACAACGACCAGCUCCUCGCUCUAGAUUCGACCUUCGUUCCGUUCAGGCUCACCCACGUUUGCGCGCUCUGGCGACAGAUUGCCUUGGACCUGCCAGUGCUUUGGCAUCGAAUCGACUUGAAUCUGAAUUCCUGUUUGGGGACGGGACGCCAUUCGAAGCUUGCUUCUAUCUGCGUGGAACGUGCCAGAGGCCUCGGAUUAGACAUUUCCUACCAUGAAUUCACUCGCGACAAUCUUCUGGACGGGACUUUGCCAGAUGACCUUGAGCUUCACGAAGAAACCAAACUCUGCCACUGCCUCCUGAAUUUCAUCGUCAAGCAUCUCGCCCAGAUCAAGAGAUUGGACAUCACUGUCGGUGAAGAGUCGGCUCGUCGACUUGCCAGUCACCUCGGCGAUCCACUCUUUGCUCUUGAGAAACUGAACAUACAGUUUCAUUGCAGUGUGCCGGACCCCCAAAUCUUCGAACGUCUCUAUUCGGGUCCCUCGUUGGCAGACCUGACCUGGCACGCCUACGACUGCACAAGCUACGUGGUAGAAUGCCCAGUCAAUGUGCCUUGGCAACAGCUUGUCGAACUGGAUUUGCAUGCUUGCCCAAUCACACAGAACAUGCUCAUGUACAUCCUGGACAAGGCGGUUUUGCUGCAAAGCGCAACUACGCGUCUAUAUUGCACAGAUGUCGCGAUGCCUCGUGCACGUCGUCCCAUCCGUCACACUUCCUUGCAGUAUAUAAGCUUGGAAGGCGACGGACCACUCGACACCGUCUUCACCAUCUGUUCGUUCCCAGCUUUGCGUUCUCUCGAUCUUGUAUCAGACACGGGCAGAGACGCCGAUCCCAACGGGUGGCCCUUUCUGCAACCUGACCUGCUCACACGAAUCGUGAAACAGGCAAAGGCUGGGCUGGAGUCGUUGUGUCUUGACUCCUGCGGCACUAUCGACGAGUCGACCCUCGUAUCCGUUUUUGGGCUGCCUUAGAUGUCGAAACUCGUUGAGUUGGCGAUCUUUCCAUCUCAGUCGGUCAUCACCGAGCGGUUCAUCUCUUUGCUCCAUCCUAGAAGAUGCCCAAACUGGCAAACCUUGUCCUGGAGCGGUGCACGACUGCAGAUGGGGUCAUUGCAGAUAUGCUACUGGAAAGGAGGGCGAAGACGGAUAGUCUUCGCUAUGUGUUGAUCGGCUACGCUCCUGAGAACAAUGUGGGAAGGAUCCGUCCGCGCCCUCGC